Molecule: messenger RNA, 840 nt
Organism: Penicillium pulvis
Lineage: Eukaryota; Fungi; Ascomycota; Eurotiomycetes; Eurotiales; Aspergillaceae
Product: SDR family NAD(P)-dependent oxidoreductase
Exons: 2
Coding region: 1-840 (279 amino acids)
Cellular component (GO): intracellular anatomical structure
Molecular function (GO): oxidoreductase activity, acting on NAD(P)H, oxygen as acceptor
Source: RefSeq, a predicted model, not a curated record
AUGGCAACCAACUUGUUCACGCUAAAAGGCAAGACCGCCGUCAUCACCGGCGCAGCACGCGGCCUAGGGCUCACAUUCGCCACCGCACUGGCGAGCGCGAAUUGUAACCUCGCCGUGCUAGACAUCCUCCAAGAGCCUUCCCCAAGUCUUCUCACGCUGGGAGACCACCAUAACAUCAAAGUGGAGUAUUACCGCACGGACAUCACCUCGCGUCCCGAGAUCACGGCCGCAAUCGAGAAAAUCGAAGCGGAGUUUGGACGAAUCGAUAUCAACGUCAAUGCCGCAGGCGUGGUCACGGACGAGCCCUUCCUCAAGACCACCGAUAAGAACAUCGAGCGCACGUUUGCAGUCAACUUUACCGGUUCCUUUCUCGUGGCUCAGGCUUGUGCGAACAGCAUGGUCGCACGGUAUAAGUCCACCCAUGGCGACGAACCAGCAACGCCCACUACUGGCACAAUCAUUUUUAUCGCCAGCAUCGCAACGCACAUUGCUUCCAGUGCGCAGCAGAUCAGUUGCUACACAGCAUCCAAAGCAGCUGUGAAGGGGUUGGUGAAACCCAUGGCCAUGGAACUUGCACCGUAUGGAAUCCGAGUCAAUUCUUUGAGUCCAGGGUAUAUGAUGACGGAUAUGAUGCGCGGAUUGCAAGAACAGCAACCUCAAUUGGUAGACCAGUUUGAGAAGGAAACUUUGUUUGGGCGGAUUGGGCUGCCCGAGGAAUUGACGGGUGCUAUUUUGUAUUUGUGCUGCGAUGGCGCAAGUGGGUGGUAUACAGGGCAGGAUCUGUUGAUUGAUGGUGGGGCGAGUAUUUGGAAGCAUCCAGCUGCUUUAGCAUCAAACUAG